AUGGUACUGAUUCUAAUAUAGUACCACCCUAAAACCCUAAAACUAAUUAUUUUAUAAGAUCCGGUCGUAUACUUUCCUUUCAAAUUCAGCGGUGAAAAUCGGUUACUGGGGUUAGUUGAAUUGUUGGUUGGGUCGUUUUGGUCUUCUGGGUUUGUCUUCUUGUCUUUGAAAAAUGGAGGGGUUUCAGAAAUUGAUUCCUAAAAUCUCUAAAGACAUUAAAAAUGGGUCUGACACUCUCCUUUUGAGUGCUGCUAAAGGAGGAGGAGGAGGAGUUUCUGCUGCUUUAUCUUCGACUGAUCAGUCUCAUGUUUUGGUCACCAGGCCUCCACCUAGACAAGUGGUAUCGCUGUUGACUUGCUCAAAGCUUUGUGCAAUUUCAUUUGUUGUUGGAGUUGUGUUUUGUUUCACACUGAAGCGACGUGUCAAACGCUGUGCUUCCAACAUUCUCAAGAGGUUGAAAGAUAAUUGAUGCCACCCUGUCCUUUCCAUCUUAUGCCAAUUUCAGUAUAAUCAUUUACAACUAAGUGAUUUUACUGAUUAUUGCUGUUUACCUCAGAAAGAGAGCAAUACGAUAGUUUCAUCACCAAGACAAACAAUUAGUCUUGCUUUAUCAAAAUAGAUAAAUUAUUUACUGAUUUUUUUGUUUUUUAAAAUUCAGUGGCCAACCCUUAUUAGUCUAUUGAGAAUUCAUACCCGACCUUAAUUUUUGGGACUAAAAUUUCUUGUUAGUUUUAGGGGUUGUGGGUAAAGCAAUUUAGAGUCAGUGCAGCUAGAAAUUGACAAUCUGUAUUUCCUCUCAUUAUAUAAAAUUCUCAUUUGUGUUGGUCUGCACUA
Quercus robur (English oak) is the source of this 834-nucleotide messenger RNA. RefSeq lists its product as uncharacterized. The record is from RefSeq and is a predicted model, not a curated record. Lineage: Eukaryota; Viridiplantae; Streptophyta; Magnoliopsida; Fagales; Fagaceae. The coding region runs from base 173 to 469 and encodes 98 amino acids. The transcript is spliced from 2 exons.